Pogonomyrmex barbatus (red harvester ant) is the source of this 2862-nucleotide messenger RNA. RefSeq names its product insulin-degrading enzyme-like. Gene Ontology annotation, molecular function: metal ion binding; metalloendopeptidase activity. Lineage: Eukaryota; Metazoa; Arthropoda; Insecta; Hymenoptera; Formicidae. Gene Ontology annotation, cellular component: cytosol; mitochondrion. Gene Ontology annotation, biological process: peptide catabolic process. The record is from RefSeq and is a predicted model, not a curated record.
AUAUAUACAAACAUAAUAGAUUGGCAAGAUCUUGACCUUAGAACUUCUAUGUUCGCCUUAGUAUUGUCUUAAAUCAGCACCCAGAAUCCGCAGUCAUACAAUAUUUCAAGUAUGAGUAAGUUUAGCUUGGCUAAGUACAAAGCAGAAUGCGACCGCAUGAAAAACCUGCCACAUCGAUAUAAUUACAUAUCAAGCUCGGAAAAUGAUAACAGAUUAUAUAGAGGGAUUAAACUUUGUAAUGAAAUGAAUGUGCUUCUAAUAAGUGAUCCAAAUACCGACAAAGCUGCUACCUCGAUGAACAUCUGUGUUGGCACCGAAGGUGAUCCACGUCACCUACCAGGACUGGCGCACUUGUGUACGCAUGCAUUAUAUCUAACGAAGGAAGAAACGCCGCAAAAAUAUUUUAGAGCUUUCGUAGAAAUGAAUCACGGCUCAAUCAACGCCGAAACGAACGCAAAUGACACCAGUUAUUUCUUCGAUAUACAUCCGACCAAAUUCGUGAAAGCCCUGACUUAUUUUGCUAAUGUUUUUGUAAAACCACACACUUUCACCAAGGCUACGAUCGAGGUGGAAGCUUCUAAUCUUAAACACGAAUAUGAGUCGAAGAAAUUCGAUGAGAAAUGGAGAUUACUCAAAAUGUUCAGAUGGGCCAUGGAUGGAGAGAACGGGAAAUUUGACAUAGGCUGCACAGAGACAUUAUUAGGCGAUUUCAUUAAGAAAAAAGAAAUUAACAUUGUGAAGGUAUUGAAGACAUUUCAUGAACGACAUUAUUAUGCCAAAGUCAUGAACUUGUGUAUUCUUGGCAAAGAAAGUUUAGAUAAACUUGAAAAUUUGGCGAUAAAACUCUUCUCUCGAGUACGUAAGGUUGGUGUACCCGCCGAGCACUAUAGUCCACCUAGAAGUCCAUCUAUGUACAAAAUAUAUUUUGUUCCACAUGGAACUUACAAAAGAUUGUAUGUAACAUUUGAAUUUCAUCAUUCAUCGAAUGAACCUUACAAUUUCUUCAUCUAUUUGUUCGAAUAUGAUGGGAAAAAAUCAUUGACAUCGGUUUUGAAAGCCAAAGGCUGGGGCAAUUCUGUUGAGGCUGGGUUCUUUCCUCAAACUAAUGAAUCGCUUUUUGUCAUCAUUGUCGAUCUAACUACGGAAGGUCUUGAGCACGUCGACGAUGUCAUGACAAUGCUUUUUCAAUACAUUAAUAUGUUGAAGAACAGCAACGAUAAACUUAAAAGAGUAUACAACGAAUAUAAAGAGAUUAUGGAGUUAAAAUUCCGCUUUAAAAAAAAAGAAUCUCCUCUUAUAUAUGUAAAGAAUAUCUCUCAAAUAAUGCGUAAAUGCUCAAUAAAGUUUGUCCUGCGCGAAAAAAUAAUAGGGAAAUGGAUGUGGCUUAGAGAAUGGCAGCGAGAUGACAUAGAAAAAAUCUUGAAUCAUUUUUUAUCGCCGUUAUGUAUAAGAAUUUUUGUAGGAGCGAAUAAAUAUGAAUCUAUUAUAAACGAAAUUGAACCUUGGUGUGGUCAAAAAUUCAAAGUAGAAGAGAUACCGAUGGUUACAUGCGCCAAAUGGACCAAUGCGCCAUAUCAUGCAGUAAAUUUAGAUUUGCCUCCCGCUAACGAAUUUAUACCAAUACCGUCGAUGAUUAAUGUGAAACCACACAAGGGAGCUCGAGCAUUUCCCAAAAUUAUAAGAAAAACGCAAUUGAUGAGACUUUGGCAUAAAAAGGAUGACAAAUUCAACGAUCCUAGAGCUACCAUAAUCCUUCAUUUUAUUAGUCCGUUUGCUUUUAAGAAUUCCACAAGUGUCAGUUUUACACUUAUGUUUGUUCACUGUAUCAACAAAUCUCUUAGUGAAUAUGUAUAUCCUGCUGCUUUAGUUGAUUUGCGUUGGAAGCUGAGUGCUACUAUCCAUGGAAUAUUACUUGAAAUAAAUGGUUUUGAUAAUACACUACACGUACUCUUGGAAAAGAUCAUCGAUCGCAUGAUAAACUUCAAUUUAAAACCGCAAAAUUUCGAAGCCGAGAGGCAAGAGAAUAUAAGACUUAAUAUGGAAGAGCUUAAAAAGAUUGAAAAUAGUCCACCAUAUCGACAAGCGCAACAUUAUCUCUCAUUUCUGUUAACCCAUAAUUUUUGGGAGAAGCAAGAAAUAUUAGGAGCAAGUUAUAAUAUCGAUUUCGAAAAAACUCGACUUUUCAUAUCGAAAUUCUUUUCUACGAUAUAUGUUGAGGGUUUAAUAUAUGGUAACAUUACUAAGGCAGAAGCUCGGGAUACAGCUGACAAAAUCGAGAACAAGUUGAAUAAGAAAGUACUUUCGACUGGGAAUCUCGAAAUAUACCAUGAUAUUAAAUUGGAAAAUGAUCACCAUUUCAUAUUUUACAAAGAGAUUAAACAGUCCCUGAGUUGUUUAUUGAUAUUCUAUCAAAUUAAAACACGAAUGCCAAGAAUGGAUGUCUAUUUAGAUAUCGCACAAGAAAUAUUUAACGAUCAUUUUUAUAAAACGUUAAAAAAUAAGGAAAAGAUCGAUUUAUCAGGCGUUGGCGUGCAUAGGUCAUUCGAGAUGCAGGGCUUGAUGAUCAUGAUUCAAGGUGAAAAAGAUUAUCUAGAAAAUGGUAUCGAAAAGUAUAUCCUUACAUGUAUGCAUUAUAUAAUGUGUCACAUAAAGGAAAUGUCUAAAGACGCAUUUGAAAAUAUCAAGGAAUCACUUCUUCUAAAGUAUUCUCUCAGGGAACCGAAAACAUUAAAUGAUUUAGCCAAUUUUUUGUGGACUGAGAUUGAAAAUCAGCAUUACAACUUUAAUCGAAACGAAGACAAAGUAAAAAAUUUACUAGACAUAUCGUUACCUGAUUUUCAGUAUUUUUUCAAGGUAUUUUAA